AUGAAAGAAUUCAAUAUAAAGAGGCAUUACUCAACUAAGCAUGCUACGCUCCACUCACUGACAGGACAAUUAAGAACAGAAAAAAUCCAGAAGUUUACCACAAAUUUGGAAAAACAGCAACAAAUGUUUCAUAAACAAAGAACACAACUUGAUAAUGUUGUGAAAGCUAGUUUUAUACUUAGCUCAAAAUUGGCAAAGGCAUUAAAACCAUUUGCCGAAGAAGAAUUUAUCAAGGAGUGUAUGUUAGAAGUUUGCGGUAUUUUGUGUCCUGAAAAGAAAAAUGAAUUUGAAAAAAUUAGUUUGUUAAGACGAACUGUUGUUCGUCGUAUAGAAAUGAUGGCUAAUAAUAUAAAAACAACAUUGACUGACCGUAUAACUGGUUUCGAAUCAUUUUCCAUAGUAUUAGACGAGAGUACCGAUUUGUCUGACACAGCUCAACUGGCUAUAUUUAUUCGAGGUGUUGAUAAGGAGUCCACUGUUACAGAGGAAUUGCUUGCUUUACAGCCGCUAAAAGGAACCACUACAGGAGAGGAUAUUUUUAUUGAAGUUCAAAAGGUAUUCACAAGUUUUGGCUUGCCACGGUCAAAAUUAUUUGGAGUAUGCACUGAUGUUGCACCUUCUAUGGUCGGCUUACGUAAAGGUUUCAUCGGAAUUUUGAAUGAAAAAGCAACAUAA
Parnassius mnemosyne (clouded apollo) is the source of this 675-nucleotide messenger RNA. Lineage: Eukaryota; Metazoa; Arthropoda; Insecta; Lepidoptera; Papilionidae. The record is from the annotation of a GenBank genome assembly.